This is a messenger RNA of Tetrahymena thermophila SB210, 1269 nucleotides long. Its product is annotated as serine carboxypeptidase family protein. The record is from RefSeq and is a predicted model, not a curated record. Gene Ontology annotation, molecular function: serine-type carboxypeptidase activity. Lineage: Eukaryota; Ciliophora; Oligohymenophorea; Hymenostomatida; Tetrahymenidae. Gene Ontology annotation, biological process: proteolysis. The transcript has 3 exons.
ACUAAAAGUAAUUAAUUUACAAUAAUGAGAAACUCUAUUUUGUUUUUUGCAAUUUUAGGUUUUGCCCUUUGCGCUUAAAACCCACUUUUCUUGAAUGAAACCUACACUUCUGGUCUCGUUAAUAUUCAAAAAUCAAGUGACAUUUUUUACUGGCUCUUUGAAUCAAGAAGCAAUCCUUCCACUGAUCCCUUAGUUAUCUGGUUGACCGGAGGUCCUGGAUGCUCUUCUGAACUUGCUCUUUUCACUGAAAAUGGUCCUUUCACUGUUAAUGACAAUUUGACCUUGGAUAGCAACCCAAAUGCUUGGAAUAAUAAUGCUAACCUUGUUUUCGUUGACCAACCUGUUGGUACUGGUUUUUCAAAUGCUGGAAAGGGUGAAUUAGUUAAGAAUGAAGAAGAAGUUGGUGAAGACUUCUACUAAUUCCUCCUUGGUUUCUUAGAAUAAAAUCCUUAAUAUAUUGGCAGACCUCUCUUUGUUACUGGUGAAUCAUAUGCAGGACAUUACAUUCCCGCUAUUGGUGCUGAAUUAGUCAAGCAAAGUAAUCCCAAAAUUAACUUAUAAGGUCUUGCUAUUGGUAAUGGUUGGGUUGAUCCUGAAGUCUAAUAACCUUCUUAUGGUUAAUAUGCCUAUGAAAACAAGUUGAUCUCAGCUUUCUAGUACUUCACUGUUGUUAAACCUGCUUUGGCUGUUUGCUCUUAAUUGAUUGGUAUUGAUGCUCCUCUCUUCCUUUCUAAUCCUUUCUGUAACCUUGGUUAUUAAACUAUUGUUGGUUAUGGCCAAACUCCUAAAUUCAAUGUUUAUGAUAUCAGAAAACCAUGUAUUGGUUCUUUAUGCUACAAUAUGACUAACGUUGAUAAUUUCCUUGCCAGAAACGACGUUAAAGCUGCUUUGGGUGUCAGCGGAAGAACUUGGUAAGAAUGCUCCAACACUGUUUAUGCUGCCCUCUCUCAUGACGAAAUUGUUAAUCUUGCCUAAAAGGUUGCUUACGUUCUUGAAAGUGGUGUUAAAGUUUUAGUUUACAGCGGUGAUCAAGAUUUCUAAUGCAACUAUCUUGGUGGUAUUGCUUGGACCAAUGCUAUGGAAUGGACCCAAUAAGAAGCUUUCUAAAAUGCUGAAUUCUAAAGCUACAAUGUCAAUGGACAAAGUGCUGGUGAAAUCAAGGGUGCUGGAAACUUCUAAUUCCUUAGAGUCUAUCAAGCUGGACACAUGGUUCCUAUGGAUCAACCUAUUGUUGCCCUUCACAUGCUUAAUUCUUUCAUUUCCAGUUGA